Molecule: messenger RNA, 1358 nt
Organism: Trichoderma virens Gv29-8
Lineage: Eukaryota; Fungi; Ascomycota; Sordariomycetes; Hypocreales; Hypocreaceae
Exons: 1
Coding region: 147-1166 (339 amino acids)
Cellular component (GO): mitochondrion
Molecular function (GO): oxidoreductase activity
Source: RefSeq, a predicted model, not a curated record
CGCAACCAAACAAAGCAAUCACAACUCCUCUUCUCUAUUAUAAUACAAAUACAACAUCUCGCCACCUUUUGACAAAGAGUCUCACCACUUGCACACAAAACCUCAACACCAUCAUCACCACAAUCACUCCACCAACAACUCACACAAUGGCCCUCCCCAACCGCAAAGUCGUCAUCACCUCCUUCGGCCCUGCCUCCACCAGCCUCGAAAUCGUAAACUCCACCAUCCAGCCUCCCUCCAAGGGCCAAGUCCAGGUCAAGAUCCACUAUGCAGGCUUCUCCGGCGCCGACAUCAACAUGCGCCUCGGCAUCUACCCCCUCCAGAAAGCCGCCCCUCUCACUCCCGGCUACUGCUUCGCCGGCCGCGUCUCCGCCAACGGCCCCGGAUGCUCCAAGUUCAAGCCCGGCGACAUGGUCACGGCUAUGACAAAGUACGACUCUGAUGCCGAGUACAUCAACAUCGAGGAGAAGCAUCUCAUCCCCGUUCCCGAGGGCGUUGAUCCCAAGCAGGCCGCCGCCCUUGCCCUUGACUGGACCACCGCCUACGGUAUGGUCUACCGCGCUGCAAAGGUCAAGGCUGGCCAGCGCGUCUUCAUCCACGGCAUCAGCGGUGCUGUCGGCCAAGGCAUCAUGUACCUCUGCCUUCUCCAGGGCGCAACCGUCUACGGUACUGCCGCAGAGCGAAACCACGCUGCCCUCAAAGAGGCCGGCGCUCACCCCUUCCUCUACACCAACAAGGACUGGAUCAGCGCCAUGAAGGAGCUUGGCGGCGUCCACGCCGUCUUCGAUGCCCUAGGCUUUGAGAGCUUCGACGAGUCCUACUCUAUCCUGACCAGCACCGAGAGGAGCAUCGUCGUCGCCUACGGCAACAACCUCUCUUCUCUGACUGGCGGCAAGAAGCGCUCUCCCUGGCCCUCUGUGUUCAAGCUGAUGGCCAAGGCCCUGUACUUUUGGUCCAACAAAACGACCACCUUCUACUUCAUUACGCGUGAUCAGAGUACUUUCCAGCCCGAGUUCCGCCUGCUGCUCAACAUGGUCAAGGAGGGCACCAUUACCGUGCCCAUCAAGGCAGUCUGGGACCUUGACGAUAUCAAGCAGGCUCACGAGGCUUGGGGUAAGGGUGCUGGUAUGGGAACUCCGGUUAUACGCAUUGCCUCUGAAGCUUAAGACAUUCGCUUUAAUACUGAUUUCCUUUGUUGUUGUUGAACAUUAUAUCGAAACGUUGCCUAGAUCUACAGUGGCUUUUCAUUUGUUUUUUUGUUUUUUCUGUUUUCAAUUCCCAUAUAGACCGAUGUUUUCUUUUUCCCUUAGUGAUAGCGAAUAAUAGCAAAUAGCAAAUACUAAUACGCCUCAUCUCUC